AUGGGCAAUCACAUUGGCACAAUGUUCGUACCAAGAAAGAAAAAGACUAAACCAAGUUUAGAUAGCGAUUCGAGCACAACAUUUUCUACUACAUCAUCCACUUUGAUCACCACCGAUUCACUUUCAAAAGUACUCGAUCCCGAUGAUAAUGUCUUAAUGGACAAUUACAAUAUACAACAUUAUAUUUUUAAACAUACUUGGAAAGUCAGUAAAGAGGGAAAGGGAGAGAACGAUACUAUUGGGCAAUGGAAUAUAGCAAACUUCUCAGCUCCAGUUCACGAAGCACUAGAAUCAGGAAUAAAUGUUUUGGACAUUGGUUGUGGUCCAGGUACUUGGAUACUUGAUAUGGCUACUAUCUAUCCAAAGUCCACUUUUUAUGGACUCGACAUAUCACCAGCCUACCCCUCACAAAUCAAACCGGUGAAUGCGGAAUUUAUAACUGCUGAUGCACUCAAGGGCCUCCCGUUCGGGGAUGAUUUUUUUGGCCUUAUUUAUUUAAGAUUCUUGAACAAAUCGUUCACCAAGGAUGAUUGGCAAAACAAGUUACUAGAUGAGCUAAUGAGAGUCACUAAUAUUGGUGGGUGGAUUGAAACGAUGGAAAGUGGACUAGUUCUGCUCAAUCCAGCACCCAAUCUGGAAAAAAUAUGGAACGCAGCCAGAGUGCUACUCGAAGAAAAUGGAGUUUGGGUCGAUAUGGCCUAUGGAUUAGAAAAUUUAUUAAAAUCACAUCCACAAUCUUUGAAUGUCACAUUUCAAGAAGCGUGGCAUGCGGUCGGUGCAUGGGGAGGCAAAGAUGGAGAAAUUUGGGCGACUCACAUGAUUCAGUCUGCUGCCAUCACUGGUCAGUCGCUGUCACAGUAUUUUGGAAUGACACUCGAAGAAUUCAAAAAAUUUGUGACAGAACUCUCAGAGCAGCUGCACAGUUUCGAUUACAACACCAGCUUUAGUACAAUAAGGGUGUUUUGCCAGAAGACUCGCUAA
Messenger RNA from Paraglomus brasilianum, 981 nucleotides. The record is from the annotation of a GenBank genome assembly. NCBI's taxonomy places the organism in Eukaryota, Fungi, Glomeromycota, Glomeromycetes, Paraglomerales, Paraglomeraceae.